Messenger RNA from Vicugna pacos (alpaca), 10785 nucleotides. The record is from RefSeq and is a predicted model, not a curated record. Lineage: Eukaryota; Metazoa; Chordata; Mammalia; Artiodactyla; Camelidae.
AAGUCCUUGAAACUGGGGAUGGUCUUAAUUACUCCCUACGUACUGCUGUAACAGAUUACCACGAAUUUGGUGUAUUUAAACAACGCAAUAAAGAAUGCUGAUGGGAGAAUCAUUUCCCUAAUUUUCAAAUUGUUGAGCUGGUUGCCAUAAUGGAUGAUCAGCAAGCUUUGAACUCAAUCAUGCAAGAUUUGGCUGUUCUUCAUAAGGCCAGCCGACCAGCAUUAUCCUUACAGGAAACCAGAAAAACAAAAUCUUCAUCACCAAAAAAGCAGAAUGAUGUCCGAGUCAAAUUCGAACACAGAGGAGAAAAAAGAAUCCUUCAGUUCCCCAGACCAGUUAAACUGGAAGAUCUGAGGUCUAAAGCUAAAAUUGCCUUUGGACAGUCUAUGGAUCUGCAUUAUACCAACAAUGAGUUGGUAAUUCCAUUAACCACCCAAGAUGACUUGGACAAAGCUGUGGAACUGCUGGACCGGAGUAUUCAUAUGAAGAGCCUCAAGAUACUGCUUGUAAUAAAUGGAAGUUCACAGGCUGCUAAUUUAGAGCCAUUGCCAUCAUUAGAAGAUCUGGAUAACACAGUAUUUGGAGCAGAGAGGAAAAAGAGACUUUCUAUUAUAGGUCCCACUAGUAGAGAUAGAAGCUCCCCUCCCCCAGGAUACAUUCCAGAUGAAUUACACCAGGUUGCCCGGAAUGGGUCAUUUACCAGUAUCAACAGCGAAGGAGAAUUCAUUCCAGAGAGCAUGGACCAAAUGCUGGACCCAUUAUCUUUGAGCAGCCCUGAAAAUUCUGGCUCAGGAAGUUGUCCAUCACUUGAUAGCCCUUUGGAUGGAGAGAGCUAUCCAAAGUCGCGAAUGCCUAGGGCACAGAGCUACCCAGAUAAUCAUCAGGAAUUCUCAGACUAUGAUAACCCUAUCUUUGAGAAAUUUGGAAAAGGAGGAACAUAUCCAAGAAGGUAUCACGUUUCAUAUCACCAUCAAGACUAUAAUGAUGGUCGUAAAACUUUUCCAAGAGCUAGAAGGACCCAGGGGACUAGCUUCCGGUCUCCUGUGAGUUUCAGUCCUACUGAUCACUCCUUAAGCACUAGCAGUGGAAGCAGUAUCUUUACCCCAGAGUAUGACGACAGUCGAAUAAGAAGAAGAGGAAGUGACAUAGACAAUCCCACUUUGACUGUGAUGGACAUCAGCCCACCCAGCCGCUCACCUCGUGCUCCAACCAACUGGAGACUGGGCAAACUGCUUGGCCAGGGAGCCUUUGGCAGGGUCUACCUCUGUUAUGAUGUUGAUACAGGAAGAGAGUUGGCUGUCAAGCAAGUGCAGUUUGACCCAGAUAGUCCUGAAACCAGCAAGGAAGUAAAUGCACUUGAGUGUGAAAUUCAGUUGUUGAAAAACUUGCUGCAUGAGCGAAUUGUUCAGUAUUAUGGCUGUUUGAGGGAUCCCCAAGAAAAAACACUUUCCAUAUUUAUGGAGUAUAUGCCAGGGGGUUCCAUUAAGGACCAAUUAAAAGCAUAUGGAGCUCUUACUGAGAAUGUGACUAGGAAAUACACCCGUCAGAUUCUGGAGGGUGUCCAUUAUUUGCACAGCAAUAUGAUUGUUCAUAGAGAUAUAAAAGGCGCAAAUAUUCUGCGAGAUUCAACAGGCAAUGUCAAACUAGGAGAUUUUGGGGCCAGCAAACGACUUCAGACCAUCUGUCUUUCGGGGACAGGAAUGAAGUCUGUCACAGGCACACCGUACUGGAUGAGCCCUGAAGUGAUUAGUGGAGAAGGCUAUGGCAGGAAAGCAGAUAUCUGGAGCGUGGGCUGCACGGUGGUGGAGAUGCUGACUGAAAAGCCCCCCUGGGCUGAAUUUGAAGCCAUGGCUGCUAUCUUUAAAAUCGCCACCCAGCCCACCAACCCCAAGCUGCCGCCUCACGUCUCAGACUAUACCCGGGAUUUCCUCAAACGCAUCUUCGUGGAGGCCAAGCUGCGACCUCCCGCUGACGAGCUUCUCCGGCACACGUUUGUGCACUAUCACUAGCGGCCUGAGACCUCUCCCGUGCCUCCGCCCAGCGCCCAUCUGUCCGCUCACCUUCUCUCUGACUGCACUUUUCUUUUUUAUAAAAAAGAGAGAUGGAGAGAAAAAAAGACAAGAGGGAAAGUGUUUCUCUUGAUUCUUGGUUAAAUUUGUUUAAUAAUAAUAGUAACCUAAAUUUUUUAUAUUUAAUCCUUUUUUUCCCUUACAAGAACUUGAAACUUUUUUUUAAUUUUUAUAAUGUACUGAUGUGGUUCAGAGAGAUAAAGCACUUUAGUACAUAGUCACUCUUUUUAGUACAAAAAAUCAUUUGGAAUGCCUAAAGAUUGUAGAGUCUUUCCCUGUGUCACUGACAGAUGGAUGGUGAUGGGGAGACACAGACAACAAGGAGAAGAAAAUGAUGUAUAAUUUGUAGUUUUUAGUGAUAGUAUUUGAAAUAGGGUCUCAUUUGUGAGGUCGAGCCUAAACUUGCGUUUAGGGUAGGCACUCAACUUAAAGAAUAUAGGUUCCUUCUUAGAUCUGUGUUCUUUAGAUCCUAACCUCUGUCUACCAAGCUUUUUGCUCAGUAGGAAUCUUGAUAGAAAAUAUGACUCUCUAAGAGGUAUGUUUGUUAAUCCUAACCAGUAUAAUAAGCAGAUACACUAUAAUAGAUCCAAGUUACUGGAAUCUGUAAACCUUGAGGGAUAGCUUUCUGCUUUAAAAAAAAGAUACUGUUUUAUUUUAGAGCAGAUACGGGAAGUCAAUAAGCAAAUCCAAAUUAAAAGACGAAAGGAGAUUGCUCUAGUUAAAUGUGUGAGCAGUAGACCACAUUUGCCAAUCACCAGAAAUCAUGAAAUAGUGAAAAGAAGUCUUGUUUAGUAUAUUUUAAACUAUGUUCUGUACCUGAGGGGGAAGGUCUGAAAAUUAAGAGAAAGGAGAAAUGACCAGAAUCAUGUGUAUCUUCCUAGUUCUAAGCUCCGGAUUCCCCACAGAUAACAUACUUUAGGCACUGAGAGUUUGAUCCACAGUAGCCAUGUGUUAAAGCCUGUGUCAUGAGAUAAAACCCUUGUUCUUGGGAUCACAGAAUAUUGAAGCACCUUGGAAAGCAGUUACCGUGUGAAACGGUGGUUUUCAACAGCAGGGUGGGGAUGAUUUUGCUUAGCCUUUGGCAGUGCCUGGAGACAUUUGUGGUUGUCACAAGAUGCUAGAAGCAUCUAGUAGGUAGAGGCUGGGCAUGCUGCUAAACAGACUGCACUGCACAGGACAGCACCCCCACCCCGAGUGAAGAAUUAUCCUGCCCCAGCUGCUAAAAGUGUCGAAGUUGAGAAACCCUGAUGGAAAUACCAGCCCCAGUUAUAAACUGAGAACAGCCAUUUUCAAAGCAAUUUCCUUGCAAAAAGUAAUUUUUAGAGAGAAAGUGAUACGACAUGUAACAAGGGUUUUACAGGAGCAGGUACCACUACUUGAAGUCAAGGACGAAUGAUCUCAGCAACAGCAAUCCUUUCCUUACGACUAAAUUGGUGACUUCUAUCUUAGAAACAAAAUGAACAUAAACACAGAGCCUACUGAACUCAGCCGUCUGUACAUAUGCUUUCCUUAAAAGUUAAUUCAUAAUUGUGGGAAAAGAAAAGCAUAUCAAAACAAAGUAUUAACUACUUUAUAGGAAGGUUAAAAACUACCAGGAGUUCCUGGUAUAAUGCAUCCACCAAGAGCAAGGCCACAAGCAGAGAGAGGCAGCUGGGAAGCUCGCACUGUCUCCAAUGGACUUGUGCUGUUGAAAAACGUGAUUGAUACCAGAAUUUGGCCACUUGCAGUUUUUUCCAACAUAUUAAAGCAAGUGCUGAGUACUUUGUUUUUAAAGUUCUAGAAUAUAGUAUUCUUCCUGGAGGCCCUAAAUGUGAUGCUUUUUAUGGGAUUCGUAGGGGACUCGGGUAUUUUAUUUUCUGCUAAAAGAUGUGCUUAUUUAGGAACUCUUUUAAGGUACUUUGUUUCUGAAGUUAGGUAGAUCUUGGUUUCCCGUAUCAAGGUCCUAUCUGGCAUUCCCUGUAGGAAUAUUUGAAAUUCCACUGGCUAGUGUGAGAAGAAGUCAAAGCACAAUGUAGUUGUUGAACCUUCUGCCAUACCCUUACGACGAAGGGAAGCAGCUUGCAAGGAAGACCAUGAAUCAGUGGCAUCCUCCCCCUGGAGCAUCAGCUGCCAAGCCUUGUGCUGUAGACAUAGUCCCCAAGGAUGUGGAUCUAUUAUAAGUUCUUUAUCUUCUGUGAGUGAAAGCAUCUCUUCUACUUGAGCAAGAUCAUGGUAUCUGGACCAGUGGGCUUUUCCUUUGUCUCUUUGUGUUGUGUGGUUGUGAUUUCCUUUUGGCUCAUUUUUGGUCUGUCAGGGUAAUCAGCAGUGUAGGAUAUGACAUGCGUGUUCUUCAGAGAGAAAUCUCGGGAGACUGUGAAACCCGAAGCAAAAUUGUUUGCUUUUUUCAGUCUCUUUUUUUUUUUCUUUUCAAAAUGCUAUAGAAAAUAAAAUCACCUGAAAAGAAACUACUACCUUAACACUGCUGCAGAAGACCUUUGUUUUAUAAGAAAAAUAUUAUUAGCUGUGGGAAAGUAUUCUUCUUUAUGUAAAGACUUAAAAAUAGACUAAUAGUUUACAGAGUUUAUAAAAUGUGAUGUGAAUUUAGUUCAGACAAGAUGUAAAGGUACCAAAAACCACAAUAAAAGUUAAUAUAUAUAAGAAAUACUAGAACAAAAAAGCUUAAUGUGGGGUGAGGUAUGGAAGACCAAAAGUAAAUUUAAAAAAGAAAAUUUUGAAAGGAAACACCUCUAUCAGUGGCAGUUAAAUACAACACUCCAAAUUUUUCCUUCUAAUAGUGGUAUGGAUCAACAAAUGAAAUUUGAACUUUUUGAGAUGACUCUAAAUGUAAAUUUUGUUUUUUAAAUGCACAACUGAUUCUUCUAUACUGUAAUGUUUCUUUGCUGAGGCUGGAAAAUGGCCAGGCUGCUGACUUUGUGCCUUUAAAAUGCGCUCUGCUUUGACAGUGGCAGACUUUUUGGUGCUGGAGAAGAUUCACUAGCAGUCUUUGUAUGUGCUUUUCAGGAAAUAUCUUUCUACUUAGGCCUUGAGAGUUUCAGAACAGCAUGACUUAGGCUUGGACCAAAUAUAAGAUCUUUUACAUUGCAAACAAAGGGUGUUGAGUAAAAGGGUUGAAGAAUACCAUAAUGACUAAUGGAAAUUGUGAUGGUUGGUAAUUCUCUAAAACAUAUAUAAAAGUAUACAGACUUUAAAAUUUUCUGUAUGACUAUCUUGAAAAUUUUUCAGUUUUCCUCAUUUACAAAAUAUGUUUCUAACCUGAAAAAUGGUUAAAGACUACUGCCUUAGAAAGUUUUCAAAGGCACAGUCAACCUUACAUAAUUUAUAUAAGAUUGAAAUGUUAAUGCACAGGCUGAAUGGUAAAAGAAAAAUUACAGCUUAUUUCAUAGUAAAUUGAAUUGGCUUUUACUUGAGAGAGUCUCUGUCUUAUUCCCAGUAGAGACUACAGUAAAAAGGUGAAAUGAUUUCUUUAGAGUAGCUUUCUCUGCUACUUCAGCUCUUACACAUGUCAGGUCUGGUCUGUGGUAUUUCUGAGAUGGAGUUGUUAUGAGAGACGUGCAAUCACCAAAAAAAAAAAAAAAAAAAUCAAAUCUGAGUAGUUUAUAGGGACGACCAGGCUUGGGUGCAAAAGCCAAGAGGUUUGCCAGAUGCAGACUCCUUGGCCCACAGCAGAGUUCUGUGCCAGUGAUUUCAUUUGGGGUUUAGGGACCAGUAGCUUGAUACAAACUCACCUGGUGUCAAUAAGUAUCAGAAUCUAUUGAUUUAAAAAAGAUAGGGUGAAUGUUUUCCAUUUGCUUACCUAAUAUUGUGGCUUAUUAUGUCAGGUACUAAAUAUUGUGGCUUAUGAUGUCAGGUACUAAAUUAACUUCUCUUUAAGGAGGUCACAGUCUAGGAGGAAACAUGGGCAGACAGAUAGUUACUUGUUUUUAUGGCAUAUCCUAACUGAAAGUUCAGCAAUGAUGUUUUAAAAUGUUCUUAUUUCUUUUGAAGUGAGGGGAAAGCAAUUUUGGGUAGUCGUUGGCUGUUAUAAAUACUAAAAUGUCAUUAAUAACCGAGACUCAAGUAUCCCCCAGUUGGAGGGAUCCCCAUAGGGCAGGCAGCCUCUCUCUCAGGACUCCCUCUCUCAGCCUCUGCUCAGACAGUUCCAGUGGUGCGGGGCAUUGAUUCCACAAUGUAGUUAUUUUUUCCUUGCUUUUUCUUUUAAAGGAAAAAAAAUUCUUUUGAUCUAAGUGGUUAAAAUACCAAAACAUUUGAUAGAAAUUGAAUUCUGUCAACAGUGUUACUUAUACAAAGAUCAGGAAAAUUUCUCGAGACCUAUUGUUUUAUAUGAAAUUUGGCCUUUGUUAACAAAUGUAAUGUUCAUAUUCAUUUGAAUUUUAAGAUUGGUUAAAAUGUUAAUGAAAAGCAAUUUGUUCAUUUUUGGUAGUGCCUUUUUCCCUGUAUGCCUUAAUUUUGUUUUAUAUCAAUAAUAAUUGAAGUUACCCACCGAAAUGAAGGUUUUUCCAAAAUCAGUAGGCUUCAAGAGUUCAUUUGGCCUUAGACUGUGUAUUGGCCCUUAAACAUUUCUUCAUGCCUGCUUCCUCCUCCUACCCUUUUCUACCUCUUUUUUUUUUUAAUAUGUUAGAAGAAAAACAUUAGUCUAUGAUAGACACACUGCAGUCUUUACUAGACAUAAAUUCCUAAGAUAAGGAUAGAAAGAGGUAUUCUAAUUCUAAAGAGACAGUAAAUUGUUUUCCAGGUUGAUUACUUGGUUUUCUAUCACAUUGGCAGUGUUCAAGUUCUACGUAUAUCAUGGUUCAGUUAUGAUUUUCAAAGCAGAUCUAGAAUGGUGGUUUUUGCCCGAAAGAGGUCGUUUAAAUGGCUUACAAAUGUUAAGGCAAUGAAACUUAGGGCAAUGAGCAAGAAAUCCAGGGACAGUGAAUUCUAAUCCUUACUUUUAAAUGAACAUUUUGGCUAAAUCUCUAGCUUUUCUGUGAAGUGUGCAUGCUGUGUGUGUGUGUGUAGCUGGGACAGGGGUGGGGAGGAAGGAAAAGUAUGAAUGUCCAAUUAGAGUAGUCUCUGUUCUGGGAAGAACAGCUCAAAUGUGUAUGACCUAGUGAUGGAUGAGUGUGCCCUCCUCGGGGAGGAGUGCCAGCACCUUUUCCACAAGUAGCUGGUACAAGUGAUUGUCUAAUAAAGAUAUUUAUUGUAAAUUGCCAAGCUCUUGGUUGCUAAAAGUAGAUUAAAAUUGAACGUGUAUGUGUGUAUGAUAUCUUAUGUAUAAUUCUUAAAUAGAAAGUACUUGGUUUUGCAUAGUUCUUCAUGAGCUCUUUGGAAUAGAAAUUCUGCCAGACAUUAUCAAAACAAGCUUCCUUAGCUUACCAACUGUUAAAAAGGAAAUUGUUUUAUACCUCUUUUUGGUUGGCUAGGGAAGAUGUGCUGUGAAGCCACUGUUCCUACUUCAUAGUUGUCUUUAGCUUUGCUCUGCCUUCUGCCUCAGUCUGGACAGGAUGCCAUCGUAGGUAUGGAAGUGUCAGGGCCAACCAUCUUUCAGAGCCGUGGAGGGCAGUGAGCUCUCAGGGUGUGGCUAGAGAAUCUUCUCUCGGUUAUAGUGAGAGCAGACAUGGUUUAGUUUCAGAAAGUUGAGGGAGGAGUCAUAGCUAUAGUAAAGAAGAGAAUAAAUUUUAUCUGUUGCCCGUAUACAGUGUCUCAUGUACUUCUUAGUAUUUUUCAUAAUUGUGCAUUUUAAUUGACAGUAAUAUGACCUUUUGUUAGUAACAGCAAAGGCAUUAAAUCAGUGAGUACCGCUAUUCCCCCUCUGCCUGGUGACUUCUUGUUUGUAUUUACAAUCUGUGUUACAGAAUCACUGUAAACCAAAGCUUUUUUAUUCCCUCCACACAGCCAAAAUGAUUAGCACUGUUACUUCUGCCCACCUGUAAGCUAACAGUAUAAAAAUGACAAAGCAGGUACUAGCAGGAUUUGUAUCUCAGUCUAGCUUCCAAGUUAAAGGACAGGUGCUCUGUGUUUGCAUCUAGACACACAGAAUUUACUUCAACUAUCAUGGAACUGUAUAGACAUUACGAACUUGAGCUUGUCCGCGUGCCAAUCUUAUUAACGUCACUUGACCAUAGAUGUAUAUACAUGUACAUUAACAUGUGAUGCCUCAGGCUGGUGGCGUACUUUCCUCCUAGUGUCUUAACAUUGAUAAACUUGCGUUUGACCUGCGGGGCAUUUCAGCAAAGCUUUGAAGAAAAGUGGAUUAUGGACUUUCUGUGCCAUAGACAUUUUGGAACGAAAGGAAGUCUGCUCGCCAGCACACAUUGCAGAAUUUGUCCCCAAAUAGCAUUUCUGAGUCCCUUCAUGUCAGUUGAGGACAGUAAAGUUGGUGACUAUACUGGAAAGCAUUUUUGUGUUCACUCUUCAUGUAACUAAAUUGGUGAUUUCAGCAUUAGCAUUACUUGGAGGAGAGAGAUAAGUAACGAAAUUCCAUCUAAACUCUUAUUCGAUACAUAGGCUCCAAAAUGUAUUUGUCUAUGUUCUCAGUUUUUCCCAAAGACCUUUUUCCCACCUGGAAUAAGGAGAGAGAACUGGUGGAAACAUUUGAGCUGGAAAGGCUUACAGGCAAAAGGAAGCCGGGCAAACGUUUGCAGUCUGCCCCAUUCCGGUGAAAGUACAGUGUCUAAGGAUAAGAGUACUUCUUUCAAAACAAACACUUGUUUUUAAUACAAUCUUAAUUAGUAAGUUAAAGGUUUACAUUUUUUCUAUUGCUGUUGGUUUUAAAAUUUGCUACCCUGCGUUCCGAAAUAUUAUAAAAGAGUUAAUACCAAAAAUACUUUUAAUGUCUGACAUCUCUUACAUUUCACGUGGUUCUUUUUAUUCAAAUAUCAUUGUAAAUAAAAGUAGACUUGGAUAAAUCUGAGAAUAAACUUUUAAUUGUUGCAAACUACGGUUAUCAAUUUGUAAAUUUACCCUUUGACCUAAUGUACAUUUUACAGUGUAACCAUUAAAUUCUCUAUAUUUAAUCUAUUAGUUCCUCUCUGUAAACGUUCUUAAUCUCAGUUGAAUGCUGGGCAGUUUAUAAUUAUGUACAGAGGUGUUUUUUUCCUAUCAAGGUUGACUUUUUUGCACAUUUUUGGAAAUGUUUAAUUUGUACACUGAUCUACUACUCUGACCAAUAAUUGUUGAUGGGUGUGUGAGCAUCAUGAAUGCGUGCAUUGAACUACUGUCUGUGUCUCCACGUUUAAACUUCUUUCAAGAUGUAGCCAUCAGUAACUGCACUGCUAUUACUGACUUCAAUGAACUUUCUUGCUUUUACAAAGUACACUUCUCUAUGGUUCUAUCUUUGUUGAAGAACUCAGGAGUUCAACAUCACUUUCUGAUUUUAUAUGUAUUCUGGAACCCAUGACUCAGUUGAAAGUAUGCUUGUAACUCUGUAUCAGGGGACGUGUGUGUGUGGAAAUGUCUUUUUCUGUCUGUAGGCACAUGUAUAUAUCCCAGUAAUUUCUUAUUUUCAUUUCUACAUUUUUAUGAACUUGUUUUAUAAGGGUACUGUUUAGUUAGAAUAAUUAAAUAUAUAUAAAGCUUUCUGAGAGAUUAUUUACUAUAUGAAUAUAUUUUCAGCUGGCUGAUCAAAAAUAUUUUUUUAAUUUUGUUUUUAACCAUUCAAAAUGUAUUUGUAUUUCCACAAUUGGAUGCAGAUUUACUUAGAUAUCAAUUAAAAUACUCUUGCAAGGGAGAACAUUGAAUUCUCUUUGGGAGUUCUAUGAAAUGCAAGUUAAAAGGAAAAAAAUAGGUUUUAAGCAGUAGCAAAAACACUGUCCACUCUAACAGCCUUUGAAUUCUCAGAACUAUGAAAAAAUGUGAGAAGCUAAAUUGUCUUGAAGAGAUGUCAAGAUUUUUAUAUCUCCAGUUGCUGUUGGCCUGUCCUACUGUUGUUUUUAAUAUUUCUUUUAUUCUACCCCAAAGAUUGCAAGUUUUUGUUUUUCUCUUACUGGGCAAGGUCACACCUCAUUUAUAAAACAAUACAUUGACAUGUUAUGAGUCUCUGUAAUGGACUCUUAAUUGAUUUAGAAAUGUUCAAACAUACAUUGUGUCUUUGUACUGUACUGUGUAUUUUAAGUAACUGGCAGAAAAAGAAUUGGGAAUUAAAUUUCCAAUUUGACAGUGUUAUCGUGCUUAAGGAAAACCUUUUUUUUUGAUAUGCGGUACCAUGUAAAAUGACUCAUGUUAGGAAUAAGUCCACUGUUGAAGUUGAAUGUCACUAAGCUUAUUAUGUUACAAGGAGCCGGUAUGAUUAGAAAAACCUACAGAAGCCAGAUACAGUGUGGUAUGUGCCACAUUUCAUGCACAUUUUGACUUUGUGUUCAUUCAAAAUUGUGCUUGUAAAAAUGUAAAGAAUUUCUGAGUUUUACAGUUUUUAUGUACUUAGUUUUUUUCUUGCUGGUAAAUAGCUUUUUUUUUUAAAUCUAAUGUGAAAGAAACCAUGUUUAUAUUUUGUUAGUGAUCAAUGACUUUGUUUAUAUGGAAAUUUGUAUAUUGUUGGCACACAUCUUUGUUUAGAUUUAUCGUGCAUGAAGGCCUGCAAUAAUUAGCACAAUGAAAAUUGCUUUUUCUUACAUGUUAGUUCAUUUUUUGAAAGAUUGUGGUGCAAAGGCUUACUCUAAGUAACCUUCUGGACUAUGGAAUGAAUAUAAAUGAAUGGCACUUUGAGUGUUAAUAAAGCUGAUAUUUAUUUCCACUGUGA